CUGGAAAGAGGGGAAAGCAAACAAUUUUUAGGCCCGCCGCGUCCAGCAAAAAAUAUGAGAAAAAAAUUACAAAAAAUCCGGGGAAUAGUUGAAAGUCAAGAAAAACGCCGUAGAAAGGAUGUUAACGCUCCCACGGGCGCUGUGUUUUUGCUGUGCUAAAGAUUUGGACUCUCUCACUCCGCCUGCGCAGGGACACAUCGCACGCGUCCACCACAUGGCCCGCUGCCGCUAAGUUGCCAUGGCAACCGUAGCUCCCAACGACAGCCCAGCCGCGGCAGAGCGCUGCCGGUCGAGGAAGAGGAGAGUGGAGGGAAAAGUGAGGAAGAACUUCUCGUGUCAGUUGUGUGAGAAGUCCUUCAACAGUUUGGAGAAGCUGAAGGUCCACUCGUACUCUCACACAGGCGAGAGGCCGUACCGCUGCACGCAAAACGACUGUAACAAGGCUUUUGUCUCUAAGUAUAAACUGCUACGGCACAUGGCCACACACUCGCCAGACAAGACACACAAGUGCAGCUACUGCGAGAAGAUGUUCCAUCGUAAGGACCACCUGAAGAAUCACCUCCACACGCACGACCCCAACAAAGAAGCCUUCAGCUGCACGGAAUGUGGCAAGAGCUACAAUACCAAGUUGGGCUUCCGAAGGCAUCAAGCCCUGCACGCCGCCCACCGCGGAGACCUGACGUGUCAGGUGUGUCUGCAGCCGUACCCGAGCACCCCCUUGCUGCUGGAGCACCUGCGUGGCCACGCCGGGAAAAGUGCCGCCGCCACGAAAGAGAAACGUCAUCAGUGUGAACACUGCGAGCGGCGUUUCUACACCCGCAAGGACGUGCGUCGCCACUUGGUCGUGCAUACGGGACGCAAGGACUUCCUGUGCCAGUAUUGCGCCCAGCGGUUCGGCCGUAAGGACCACCUCACCCGCCACGUCAAGAAGAGCCACGCUCACGAUCUACUGAGGGUCAAGGCUGAGCCCGUGGACUUGAUGGAGCCGCGCUCCUCGGCGACAUCCGGGUCACUCGCUCUGAGGUAUCCGCUGGGUCACGCUUCUUACUCGCCGCCGCCCUUGAGGGGGGACCUUGAGAGUUACCUGCUAGAGCUACAGGCCGAGGACGCGCCCAAGCCAAAUGCUGCUGCCACGGCGACCGGAGACGCGGUAUCGUCACUAGACUUCCUGUCUCCACUGUUUAACUUUCUGCCUUACAACCAGGGGGCAGUGCCGGCGUUGGGAGUGCCUUACAGCCAGGAGGAGGGGCUACCUUCAACCAUGCCCAUGCAAGACACGCCCGAGUCUCUCGGCCUCCUUCACACGCUCACUUCACACACACUUUCGCAAACCAACGCGCUCACUCCCAACUAUGCACACCCACCGUCUCUGAAUACAACCACCACCCUGCCUCGCUUUCACCAGGCCUUCCAGUAACCCGAAUACACACACUUCAUUGCCUUUUAUUCACCUUAAAGACCUUAAUUGAAUUCAAACAAGCACAGAACUCAAGCAAGUACUGCGUGAUGAAGGAACAUCUUGAUGUUACAUGUUUUUUUACUUCAAGACCCAUUUUAGUUUUUAUCCAGAUGCGAGGAUGCCAAACAUCACCAGCAACCUUAACUAAAAGUGAAAAGCCCAGUUUGGGUGUGUUUUAAGAGCAGGAUUUUGUUUGCAGUGAAUUUUUGGCUCACAAAACGGCCGUCAGAUUGAGCUUCACUUUCCAAUUCCUCACAUUAGCACUUUGAACUUUGAGUUCCCUCAAAGCUAAAAGAUGGCGUUUCGUCUGUUGUUAGUUUCUAUGGCUCAUAAACUGUUGGGUACUGACCUCCCAGCGUUUUAGUGACCGUGUCGCACCUCUUCACAGCCAAAGGCAACCAAACCCCUCAUAGUUAUAGACAGGAAGGCUCAUCUCGUGAUGUUUUUGAUUAUUUUUGAUGGCUGUUUGCCUUCAUGCUGCUGCUCAUCGUAAGAGCCUCAACGGACACCAGCACAGAACUGCUUCACAAUACAAACCAACAAAGGGAAAGAUGGACAGCCUCUCUCUCUCUCUCUCUCUCUCUUACAGUCUUCCUUGUAUCUUUCUUCUUGCUCUUAAACGUUUUCAACCUCAUCCACCAGAAUGCUGGCUGUUGCACUGAACAAAGCCUUCAAUGAAUGGCACGACGUUCAUAUCAAUCUUUGCUGUGUCAAUCGAAACCUGCAGCACGUGAAACUCCAAAACUGAAACCGCUAUCUGUGACGGACCCUGUCGUGACACGCUGCUCUAAGAAUCUGGCCGGACGAUCCUGCUGGUCUAUGAAUUGAAUCUAUGAAAGUUUGUGAUGUUCACAUUGACAACGAUUUUGCGAUUGGAGGUGACACAAAUGGAUUACCAUUGGACGCUCAAGUGUUAUGUCGCUUGAUACAGUUGGUUACUCUAGCAAUGGCCAUCAAGUUGUUGUCAAUUUGAACACCCCUAAAAAAACGAUUGCGUCCUCCAAAAGCAGAUUUGUGUGUGUAAAGUGCUAGCUAUGUGUUUGGGGUUUUUUGAUUUAUUUCCUCAAAAGCUGAAGGUUGUUAAGCUUAAAAUGUUCGGAAAGCCUCCGUUUCGAACAUAUGUUUCAUAAUAGCACUUUCAGAAAAAUAAUAUGCUUUUGUUUCGUCAUUAUUUGUGAAAGUAACUUUGUUAUAAACAGUUUAGAUGUCAUAUUUAGCUCUCUAGAAGAUUUUUGUUCUUGCAUAUACUCACAAUGCUAUACGUGUGAUAUUUUUACAGGUACACAUCAUACAGUGUUUUUGUUUUGUUCUUUUGCUUUAUUGCACAAAAUAUCAAAUUGUCAGUGUCUCUCAAAUGAGACUUCAGCCAAACGGCGACAAACAAGGUUGAAUCAACCCGCGAUGACCCUCGGCAAGCACUUAUGUUCUUCAUAUAUGUAUGUUUUUGAUGGCUCCAGUAUUGACAAAGUUGUCUAGAACUAUGCGGGCUGAUUUGGCCGCAACCAUGAGGUCCUCUGAAAGAGUGAUGUCAUUCAUUUCUAUUGCUGCUGAAUCAUGGACUUAUGUUGUGAAUCUAUAGAAUCGCUCGAUUGAGAGCGCUAUCAUUGGGAGCCACAACUUUUAAAACUCUCUUAUUUGUUUUCAUUGGUACCAUCGCAACACAGUGUGUGUGUUUGUGUGUGUGUGACACUCCUGCAAUAAAUCUGUCGGUUAAUGCUGCUAUUGGACAGUGUAUAGCCCCUGGUGGAGCAACAGACAUUCUCUCCUCCUUUAUUUCUAACAUUUCUGUUUUAAAGUAGUUGGGAUUAUGUGUGAGUGUGUGUUUGUUGGUGGGGGUUACGUGAGCCAUAUUGUUAAUGUAUUUGGAAUAUGGUGCAACUUAUGGAUGUCAUCGCAGCAUGGGGCGGGCCGUGGAGGUACUGACCUAUGACCUAAGACGAGGGAUAGAAAAGACAGACAGCAUUCCAGCCAUAACGAUGUGUGACAUUGUGUUCUUGUUGUUUAAAGUCUCUGUAUUGCUAUCCUGUGAUAAUGGCUUGCUAAUCAUGUAUAUUUUACAUUAAUGUAUUUUACAAACUACUGUUGUACGUGUAUAGCUUAAGACAGACAGAUUCCUAUAUAUCUGUGUGUUUGUGUGUGAAUGUUUGUGUAAAUGCAUCGAUUCCAUCAUGUAAACCUGCUGCCACAGCUGCUUAUUCAUUUUGUCUCCUACUGAUGACAUCAUCCAAAGAGAAAGUUAUUUAUUUACUGGCUACUUGAGUCAGGUUUGUGUUAAGGAGGUUGAAUGGCAGGUUGUUGGCAGUCGUGUGUAAAGAAGAGUGUGUUUGUUUGUGUGUUUUCAGACGACCUUUGCUGCUAUGUGAGGAGAGGAGAGAUUUGGUCCAGUGUUAAUACUGUCCACAGAACUGAAUGAUCAAUAAACAUACAAGAAGGACUCACUAAAUGA
This is a messenger RNA of Triplophysa dalaica, 3905 nucleotides long. It is a transcript of the gene plag1, whose product is annotated as pleiomorphic adenoma gene 1. NCBI's taxonomy places the organism in Eukaryota, Metazoa, Chordata, Actinopteri, Cypriniformes, Nemacheilidae. Gene Ontology annotation, molecular function: DNA-binding transcription activator activity, RNA polymerase II-specific. The transcript has 3 exons. The record is from RefSeq and is a predicted model, not a curated record. The coding region runs from base 239 to 1417 and encodes 392 amino acids.